CCGCCCCGGCCCCGCUGCUCCGGGCCGCGAUUGGUUCGGACGCCUGCCCGUCAACGGCAGGCGCGGCUCUGAUUGGCCAGCGGGCGGGAUGACGCCGCCGGUUGUGAGGCCGCGGGGGCGAGGUGGCUGCGAGAACGGGGGCCGCGGCGAUUGGCCGGAGCCCGCGCGGCCGGCAGCCAAUGGCGAGGCGGGGCGCGGCCGGCCGCGGCGACGUCACGCCUGGCGGUUCCCCAUUGGCCGAGCGGGAUGCAGGCGAUCCCCGCGCGCUGAUUGGUGGAGGGCGCCGAGCAUCCCCCGGCGAUCACGUGAUUACCGGAGCCGGGUGGGGGGGGCUCCACGGCCGGUGCUGUGGGGGCAGAGCCAUGAGUGUGGGCUGAGCCCCCCCCGCCGGGACCUGCGCCCACCCCGAGGCAGGAUGCGGGGGGCGCAGCGGGCGCUGUGCCUGCUGCUGGUGGCCUCGGCCUCGCUGGCCGCGCUCUACCUGCACCUGUGGGCACCCAAGGGCCCCCCCAGCGUGGACCUGCGCCGCCCCCCCCCCGAGCGGCUGCCACCCCCUCUGCCGCCCCCCGCCCGCGCCUACCCCCACGUGCCCUUCCGCCUCAAGGAGGAGGUCAUGGAGCUGCUGCCCAGGAACGGCUGCUCGUGCGAGGCGGAGGCCGAGGCGGGGCUGGCGCUGCCGCUCCGCCGGCGCCUCUUCGGGCCCGGCCCGGCGGGGCUGGACUUCGCCAGCGCCUUCGCCCCCGGGGAGCGGCCGCGGCAGCUGCGGCUGCGGGAGCGCGAGUACCGCAAUUACCGGAACCGGGUGCAGACCCCCGCCGACCGCCUGCUCAUCGUCCCGGCCAACUCCCCUCUGGAGUACCCGGCGCAGGGGGUGGAGGUGCGGCCGCUGCAGACCGUGCUGGUGCCCGGGCUCAGCCUGCAGGCGCCGGCCAGGAGCAGGUACCAGGUGAACCUGACGGCCUCGCUGGGAACGCUGGCGGUGGCGGCCGAGGUGGAGGGCGUGGCGCUGCGCGGGGAGGGGCAGCCGCACCUGUCCUUGGCCGCCGCGCACCUGGACCACCUGAACCGGCAGCUGCAGUUCGUCACCUACACCAACACCCAGUUCCACCCCGACACCGCCGACAUCGUGCAGUUCUCCACCGACGGCCACUCCGCCGCCUUCGCCAUCCGCAUCCGGCACCCGCCCACGCCCCGCCUGUACGGCCCGGGGACCGCCAGCGACAGCGACGGGGACAGCGACAGCGACAGCAGCGGGGACGGGGGGUACAACAUCUCGGCGCUGGUGACAGUGGCCACCAAGACGUUCCUGCGCUAUGACAAACUGCGGGGGCUCAUCGCCAGCAUCCGCCGCUUCUACCCCUCUGUCACCAUCGUGGUGGCCGACGACAGCCAGCGCCCCGAGCCCCUGUCCGGGCCCCACCUGGAGCACUACCUCAUGCCCUUCGGCAAGGGCUGGUUCGCCGGGAGGAACCUGGCGGUGUCGCAGGUGACCACCAAGUACGUGCUGUGGGUGGACGACGACUUCAUCUUCACGCCCCGCACGCGGCUGGAGAAGCUGGUGGAUGUGCUGGAGAGAACCAGCCUGGACCUGGUGGGCGGCGCGGUGCGGGAGAUCACCGGCUACACCACCACGUACCGGCAGCGGCUGAGCGUGCGCGGGGGCGGCGCGGGGGGCGACUGCCUGCGGACCCGGCCCGGCUUCCACCACCGCCUCGCCGGCUUCCCCGCCUGCGUCGUCACCGACGGCGUCGUCAACUUCUUCCUGGCCCGCACCGACAAGGUGCGGCAGGUGGGCUUCGACCCCCGCCUGCGCCGCGUGGCUCACCUCGAGUUCUUCAUCGACGGGCUGGGGGUGCUGCACGUGGGCUCGUGCGAGGACGUGGUCGUGGACCACGCGUCCAAGCUGGCGCUGCCGUGGCGGCGCUCGGAGGGCGAGCGCCAGUACAACCGGUACCGGUACCCGGCGGCGCGCGACGACAGCCUGCGCCUCAAGCAGCGCCUCUUCUUCUUCAAGAACCGCUUCAAGUGCAUGGCCGGCGACUAGGGGUGGCCACCAGCCCCGGGCUCCGCCGGCCAGCCCCGGGGCGCCGCGGGGCCGCUGACACCGCGGUGACGCCGCCCCCGGGCACCCCGCGGGCUGCCGGCGCUGGCCACCCCCGGGGUGCCACUGACACAGAGGUGGCACAGGGCCACCAGGGCCACGCCGUGGGCAUCGCUGACCCCAGGCCACCAGCACGGGCCAGCUGAAGGGCACUGCUGCCAGCCACCCCUCCGGUGUCCCCAGAGCCACAGCCGUGGCUACUCCGUGGGCCACCGGCCACAUCUGGGGCACCCCCAGGGCCACCGACCCCACUGGGCCAUCUCCUGUGGGCCACCCCCAGGGCCACCGUUGUUGGCCACUUCCAGGGCUACCAACCUUGGGGUGGCUGCCCCUUUGGGCCACCCCGGGGGCCACCACCCCCGGCUGCCUCCAGGGUGCCCACGGGGCCGGGACACUGGCGUGACACAGGGCCACCACCCCCGGGGUGGCCAGCUCCAGGGCCACUGCCACUAUGGUCCAGCUCAAGGGUCAGCCUCCCUUGGGCCACCCCGUGUGCCACCACCACUGGCCACCUGUGGGACACCCCCAGCACCCCCUCCCCACCCGUGGCCACCCCCAGGGCCAUCCCAUGGGCCACCACCGAGGGCCACUGCCAUGGGCCACCACCCAGGGCCACCACGGGCCCGCGGGGUCCCCGCAGCCCCCCCGCCCCCCCGCGGUGUUUUUAGCUCUUUUGUACUUUGGGGGUGGGGUGGUGGCGGGGUCCCCCCGGGUCCCCCCCGUCGCCCCCGACUCAGUUUUCUAUUGCCGGCCCCUCCCCCGCGCUGCCGCCAGGAUUUUUGUGCCAAGUCUCGGCCCCUCCCCCCAGGACCCCCGAGCCCCCGGGGUGGGGGAGGGGCUGGGGGAGGGGCUGCCCCCCCGCCCUUUUCUACCCAAUGGAUGGUGAGAUUUUAACCA
Messenger RNA from Vidua macroura (Pin-tailed whydah), 2998 nucleotides. RefSeq names its product beta-1,4-N-acetyl-galactosaminyltransferase 1 (gene B4GALNT1). Gene Ontology annotation, biological process: ganglioside biosynthetic process. The transcript is spliced from 12 exons. Lineage: Eukaryota; Metazoa; Chordata; Aves; Passeriformes; Viduidae. Gene Ontology annotation, cellular component: Golgi membrane. Gene Ontology annotation, molecular function: hexosyltransferase activity. The record is from RefSeq and is a predicted model, not a curated record. The coding region runs from base 89 to 2044 and encodes 651 amino acids.